Messenger RNA from Otolemur garnettii (small-eared galago), 1059 nucleotides. RefSeq names its product olfactory receptor 2C3. Gene Ontology annotation, biological process: G protein-coupled receptor signaling pathway. Gene Ontology annotation, molecular function: olfactory receptor activity; G protein-coupled receptor activity. The coding region runs from base 17 to 988 and encodes 323 amino acids. Gene Ontology annotation, cellular component: membrane. The transcript has a single exon. NCBI's taxonomy places the organism in Eukaryota, Metazoa, Chordata, Mammalia, Primates, Galagidae. The record is from RefSeq and is a predicted model, not a curated record.
UUUUUGCCCCAUCCUGAUGAUGGGAACAGUCAAUGUAAGUUACCCAGAAGUCUUUGUGCUCCUGGGCUUCUCUGAUCGACCCUUACUAGAACCCGUGCUCUUUAUAGUUGUCUCAGGUUUUUAUGUGGUGUCUAUCUUGGGCAAUGGUGUCAUCAUCCUGGUGUCCUGCAUGGAUGUGAGUCUCCACACACCUAUGUACUUUUUUCUUGUCAACCUCUCCUUCCUGGACAUUAGCUUUAGCACAAGCAUUAUCCCACAACUCCUAGUCAACCUCUGGGGACCACAGAAAACGAUAAGCUAUGGUGGGUGUGUGGUCCAGUUCUAUAUCUCCCAUUGGCUGGGGGCAACUGAGUGUGUCCUGCUGGCUGUCAUGUCCUAUGACCGCUAUGCUGCCAUCUGCAGGCCACUCCACUACACUGCCAUCAUGCAUCCAGAGCUGUGCCUUAGGCUGGCAGUCACCUCGUGGCUAGGGGGUCUGACCACCAGCAUGGUGGGCUCCACACUCACCAUUCUCCUACCACUGUGUGGGAACAAUCGCAUCGACCAUUUCUUUUGUGAAAUGCCCCUCAUUAUGCAACUGGCUUGCGUGGACACCAGCCUCAAUGAGAUGGAGAUGUACCUGGCCAGCUUUAUCUUUGUUGUCUUGCCUCUGGGGCUCAUCCUGGUCUCCUACAGCCAGAUUGCCCGGGCUGUGUUGAAGAUCAGGUCAGCAGAAGGGAGGAGAAAGGCAUUCAACACCUGCUCUUCCCACGUGGCAGUUGUGUCCCUGUUUUAUGGGAGCAUCAUCUUCAUGUAUCUUCAGCCAGCCAAGAGCAACUCUCACGAGCAGGGCAAGUUCAUAGCUCUCUUUUACACUGUAGUCACUCCUAUGCUGAAUCCACUUAUUUACACGCUAAGGAAUAAAGAUGUGAAGAAUGCUCUCAGGCAUAUUGUAUUAGAGAACUGCUGUCGCUUUACAAGGAAAUGGGGACAAACUCAAAGACUCUAGUCAUUUCUGAGGAGGAAAAACAAGUUUAAAUAUAUCAGAACUGAUAUUGGAGGGCAGACUACUUGGAAAGU